AACAUAUCGAGGCGAAAACUGUACCGAACUGUCAUCUAUAAACGAGGCGAAAAUUAAUCUGUUUUCGGUGGUUAAAUUUACGUGUGUUCUUUUUUGUAAAUAUUAGACCGUAAUACGACUUUAAUUGAGUGCUAGAGAGAUCCAAGGUCAUUAUUGAUACGAGAAGGCUGCGAUUUGGGUGCCUUUUGAGUGGAAAAUAUCAGUUUAAAGUGCAGAAAAAUUUCCCUGUGCAGCGGCCAUUUUGAGCGAAGUAAAACGUCAGCACCAGCAGUAGCAGCCGCCCGUGUAUUGUAAAUAUCUUAAACAGAGCUGCGUUAACUGGCGCCGGGAGCUUUUACGCCAUCCAAACCAAGCUUUGCCAGUAAACACCGAAAAACGUAAACAAAACAAUGGCAGACGAAGAUAUCACAUUAAACGAGGAUCAGCUUCUGGAGUCGCUGGAGGAGACGAACGGGGAUCAGGAGGCCGAACUAACCGCAGAGACCGAGGACGACGGCAACAUGCAGAUCGACCCCGAACUGGAGGCCAUUAAGGCUCGCGUCAAGGAGAUGGAGGAGGAGGCCGAGAAGAUCAAGCAGAUGCAAUCCGAGGUGGACAAACAGAUGGCAGGUGGCUCCACCACUGGCCUGGCCACGGUGCCACUGUCACUCGAGGAGAAGCAGGAGAUAGACACACGCUCCGUUUACGUGGGCAAUGUAGACUAUGGCGCCUCCGCUGAGGAGCUAGAGGCACACUUCCACGGCUGUGGCACCAUCAACCGCGUCACCAUCCUCUGCAACAAGGCUGACGGCCACCCCAAGGGCUUUGCGUAUAUCGAGUUCGGAUCCAAGGAGUUUGUCGAGACCGCCUUGGCCAUGAACGAGACACUCUUCCGGGGUCGCCAAAUCAAGGUAAUGUCAAAGCGCACAAACCGUCCUGGCCUUUCCACCACAAACCGCUUCGCCCGCGGCAGCUUCCGGGGUCGAGGAGCCCGUGUGUCCCGGUCGUGCUGUCACUCCACCUUCCGAGGCGCCCGACGCGCUAUGGGUUACCGCGGUCGCGCCAAUUACUAUGCUCCCUAUUGAUUAUUGUUUUAUUAAAACCGUAGUAAGAUUUUUUUACAAUAUUAUUUCAAAAAACAUUAUUUCAUUGCCAAACUUCUUUGCUAAA
Molecule: messenger RNA, 1149 nt
Organism: Drosophila serrata
Lineage: Eukaryota; Metazoa; Arthropoda; Insecta; Diptera; Drosophilidae
Gene: Pabp2
Product: poly(A) binding protein nuclear 1
Cellular component (GO): nucleus
Molecular function (GO): poly(A) binding
Source: RefSeq, a predicted model, not a curated record